ACUUAAGGUGCCCACCCCUGACAGCCCUGAAUCGCUCAAUUCACGCUAAUUCUUCAGUUCUUCUCUAGCUUCCCUGUACGCGUCAGCACGUGCUUCUGUAUUGGUACUUUUAAGCGGUGAAAUAUGGGGAACCGCCCAGGAAAAGGGGCUGUUAAGAGGCUGAAGCAGGAGUUUCGACGACUAUCAAUGACAUAUUCAGUAAUGCGCCAAGCCACAAAGCCAUCCCUUGCCUCAGCUCCUUUUCUUUGCUGACUCGUAAGUCUCUAGCCCUAAAAAAGAAUGCCGGCGCCACUUCCCAAUCUCUCACACUCUCUCGAUCUUACCAAAUUUCCUUGAAGACUGAUCAUGGCGAUAUGGCCAACCGCAUGAGAUUUGCUCCUAAUCGAGUGGUCAUCUUUGGUAUCGCGGCUGCCCUUGGACUAUUUGUUCUUUUUCACUCUUUCGAGCCCCGGAAACGCGCUUGGUCAUGCAAGACGCUCUCCUCGUGCUUGGGGGGUAAUCACCCGCCCACCUACAAGCAUUGGGAUGGCGUGCCAUUGGACCUCGCCGUCGGCAAGAAUGAAAAGACCCUGAGCGACGGGACCGUAUUUUACCACCAACAUAUUGUCAACACAAAUCCGGACGUGUUAUUUCUUGUCUUAACUAGGGACGGACACUCAUGGAGCCGCGAUUUCCGAUCUACCCGACGCACUGUAUACGAUUUUAUUGACAUGCUCGUAUCGACGGACCUAGACCUGACCCGGGUGUCGCUGGGUCUCAUGACAUCGUCACGCGAAGAGUUCGAGGCGACGAAAGAAGCGAUUAUGCCGCUUCCAUUUGCGCGCGUGGCGCUGUUUUAUCGCGAAGGUGAUGGCGGUGGGCCUGCUGCUAAGAUCCCAUACGAAGAUCGGCACAAAGACGAGUACCAGCGAUUACGCCGUGGAGCCAUUGCUAGUGCCCGCAACUACCUGAUGGCACGAAGCCUACAGGAUGAGUCGCACGUGAUCUGGGUCGACGCAGAUAUUGUCGAGUUUUCCCCAGGUGUAAUUCAGAAGAUGAUCGGUCACGCAGAGACGCGCGACGAUGUCGGUAUCAUCACGGCAAUCUGCAUACAAACCAUAACACCCAAUUACGACAAGAACGCGUGGACGGUGAACCGGCAGGUACCGCUGCUGAUGGGACCUGUUGGAGAUGGCGAUCUCGAUACCGCCGCAGAUAAACUCGUCGAGACCAGGACGUACUUAGACGAGCUAAUCAAGGGGACAUCCGACGACGAUCUGCUGCCUGUAGACAGUGUUGGGGGUACGAUAUUGUAUAUAAAGGCGAGUGUGGUGCGACAAGGCAUCAACUUCCCCACGUCCUACGUUGUCGGCACGACGUGGUCCCACGAAGGAUGGGUGGGCAUCGAAUCAGAGGGAAUAUGUUAUAUGGCAUCACACCUCGAUGGCGGAGGCGGCUGUUUUGUGCUAGGUGGUAGUCAUUUUGUGAGACAUGCCGAUUGGAGUUGAAAGGGAUUUGGUGGGUUUUUGGAAGGUCGUUGCAUAAGAUAUGGCUUCUCUUUUUAAUGUGAUACCCCAAGUUAGGUUUUGUCCUACAGCAGGCCUUAUGGCCCUGACGUCACGUUCAACUUUAUCUCCAAUAAGGUUCCUUCCAUUUUACCCGACAGGAUGGAUCGCUCCCGAAGUCAUCUUGUACUAAGUAUACCUCGGUACUAUAUAACCUCGAUUAGGUUCCUGCAUUACACAUCUAUAUAGAUACCAUGAAGGUUGGGUUGGAUUUGGAUUGGAUACUUGUAGACUAGGAACAUAUACUAGAUGAGUUGACGUUUUGACCUGUCGAUGCUGACCAGGACGCACAUUUCAGAGGUUCCAUCUGUUUUAGCGGUAGUGAUCUAGACGCAGACUUGAGAGACAUCAUACGAUAUCCUCAUUUCAACUCAUCCUCCAAAUCCUAAGGUGCUUUAAGGGCACAUUGAACCAUC
Messenger RNA from Annulohypoxylon truncatum, 1960 nucleotides. Its product is annotated as glycosyltransferase family 62 protein. The record is from RefSeq and is a predicted model, not a curated record. NCBI's taxonomy places the organism in Eukaryota, Fungi, Ascomycota, Sordariomycetes, Xylariales, Hypoxylaceae. The transcript has a single exon. Bases 354 to 1487 code for a protein of 377 amino acids.